This is a messenger RNA of Bactrocera tryoni, 1996 nucleotides long. RefSeq lists its product as uncharacterized. The transcript has 2 exons. Bases 232 to 1995 code for a protein of 587 amino acids. NCBI's taxonomy places the organism in Eukaryota, Metazoa, Arthropoda, Insecta, Diptera, Tephritidae. The record is from RefSeq and is a predicted model, not a curated record.
GAUUUAAUUAAAAUAUUGUAAUUGCUAAUUCUUUGGCAACUGAAAGCAAAUCCACAAACACAGUUGUUGCGUUGCCCCAGAGAACGUAUAAUAUAAUAAUACGUUCUCUGGUUGCCCUUUGCAACAGCUGAUCUAUAACAUGUGGUCAUUAUAUUUGUAAACUUUUCGUUGAAUUAUGUAAAAACGGAAAUAAGUGUUAUAUAUUUUUAGGAAGUAAAACAUUUAAUAAUCAUGAUAAACACAUUCCUACGUUUAGGAAACCGGUCUGUUUCUAGAAAACCGCAGUUUCAAUUCACGAUUCAAAGGCUAGCUUCUUUUACAGUACGAAAUCUAUUAAAUGAAACAUCCGAUGAAACCGGUACAUUGUUUACACGCUUUGCAAAACAUAUAGCGUUAGAACUACAAAAAGAUGCUCCAAUUGUACCAACAGUAAUCAAGUAUGCUGAUUAUUUUCCAAUAAGUGAUACACGUUACUUGCAAAGAGAAUUGACUCGAAUAUCUCCAGAUCAACUUCCGGCAUUAAUAGUCUACGCAUUCAACUACAGGCCUAGUGCUGAUUUAAAUAAGUAUGCUACAUUACUAAAUGAGUUGGAUACGACUGCCAUAAGGCUGCUUCCAAAGAUGGAUCUUGACACAAUUCUACGAACAUUAUAUGCUUUUCUUUACCUCAUGCCCAACUGGAUUACGAGAACAGAUUUUUAUGAUGCGGCUAUGAAACAUAUAAUAACAAUGGGAAUAGCAGCAGAUACAUCAAAAGAAAAAUUUGUCCAAAUGUGUUUCUAUUUGGGUUUGGACAAAACUCGUAGAGCUACAAACGUUGUAUCUUUUUCAAAUUUUCUAAAUGACCAUUUAGAAUCAUAUAUUGCAACAUUAACUACUUUAGACUUGAUUACAAUUGCCAAUGCUGCUUUUAAAACAUCAACGCGUAUAGAAAGCAAGACAUAUAAUAAUCGUUUAAAAGAAGAAAUACUGAAGCUUUCAUUUGAUGAUAUUGCAAAUGAUGCACUCUUAGUGACUUUAAUUAAAGCAAUGAGAUUUCAGAGGGUUCAAUCAAGGGAAGUCUGUGAGCACCUUCAAAAUUAUUGUACUCAAGAUAUAGUUGAGAGGCUUCAAUUACGCGGUUGCAUUCAUUUAUUCGCUUACUUUGCUGAUAAUCUUUGGGAUGAUGAGCUUUCAAUUGACUCUUUGAUAAAACAAUGCUUAAAUCGACUAGUUCCUUCGCGAAAGUUUCAUAUGAAUGAUGAAAAUGUUCGAUGUAAAGACAUUUCUACAUUUCUAUGGUGUUGUGCACAAGUGAACUGCAAAUUAUCGCCAUCUGACCUGCAAUUAAUUGAGUCAAAUCUUUUGAACAAAGUUGAUCAAAAUGAAUUCCGAAACUAUGUCGAUCAGUUAGUUGAUAGCUGUUUAUCUUUAUGGACAUUAGGCUACAAAUCACGCGAACUUAUUGAGGAAACGUUAAAUUUGAAGCUAAACGCACGAUUCACUAACAAAAAAGAUCUACGAGAUUUACCUAAAGUCGAGAGUCGCUUACAGGUGCUCUUGUCAGCCAUUAGUAUAGAAGAGCCGAAAUGGCGGUUGAAAAAUAUAAAAGGGUUUACGGAAAUAGCUGUCGAUACAGAAGCUCCAACAUAUUUACUAAAAAAUCGCCAAAGUUUGAUAGAUAUGAAGAAAAAAAUUGUAGAGCACAACAAUGUACUUUCAGCUCAAUUAGUUUGCCCUAUUAGUGGUAUAAAUAUCCCCAGCGUUCUAGUGAGAUAUAAGGAACCUGCUAAUCUAAGAGUAUUUGUGGAGCUAAUUCCAGAGGAGCAAAGGUUGAGAUUUAGUAAGUCUCCUAUAGGAUUAAUAGGACUAAAGAUCCGAUUAUUGUCAACUUUGGGAUAUAAAGUCAUAACAUUAACUGAAUCACAAUGUAAUGAGAAUGAAAACAGUUUAGCAUUUUUGGAGCAUAAUACCGAAGGCAGUGAUAUUCCGGAGGCCCAAUCAUUGAAAGUUUAAA